Molecule: messenger RNA, 1521 nt
Organism: Fusarium musae
Lineage: Eukaryota; Fungi; Ascomycota; Sordariomycetes; Hypocreales; Nectriaceae
Exons: 4
Coding region: 1-1521 (506 amino acids)
Biological process (GO): carboxylic acid metabolic process
Cellular component (GO): cytoplasm
Molecular function (GO): carboxy-lyase activity; pyridoxal phosphate binding
Source: RefSeq, a predicted model, not a curated record
AUGACUGUGACCAACAGCCGCAAUGGGAACCCCUCCAUAACCACCCUCCAUAGGGCUGAAGAAGUAAACGAUCUCAUCGAUGCUGUGAAGGGUCUCAUUGUCCCUUACAUCAAGGCUGCCGAUGACGCCGCAGCAGAGCGUGCCACGGGGAAUAUUCACCCCAGUCCAGCUGGUGUCAAGAAUAAUGUCCUGGUAGACUUUCAAAAACCACAGGAGCUUGCUCAACGACUCAAGUUUUCCUUGCCAAAUUCGGGUCAAGGUAAGGAGGGGCUGUUGGAGAUUAUCCAGCAAGUCCUUCAGAACAGUGUCAAUACUUGGGACCAGGGCUUCCUUGAUAAACUAUAUGCAAGCACGAACGCAGUCGGUGUGGUGUCAGACAUGGUACUUUCAGUGCUAAACACCAAUCUCCAUGUGUUCCAAGUUUCUCCCGCCCUCACCGUCGUUGAAAAAACCACAGCAAAGACCCUGGCACACUUGUUUGGUUUCACUGGAUCAAGAGCAGGGGGCAUCUCCUGUCAGGGAGGAAGCGCCUCAAACUUGACGUCCCUUGUCGUUGCCCGGAAUACUUUGUUCCCAGAAUGCAGAGCUUCAGGCAAUGGUAACCACGAUUUAGUCGUCUUUACAAGUGCUCAUGGGCAUUACUCGGUUGAAAAGAGUGCCAUGAUCUGUGGUCUUGGUUCGAACAGUGUCUGGCCUGUUCCUGUGGAUGAGUUUGGAUGCAUGAGGCCGGAUGCCCUGAGGGAGCUGGCCAUCCGUGCCAGGAAUGAAGGCAAGACACCCUUUUAUGUGAACUCGACGGCUGGAACCACUGUCAUGGGCUCAUAUGAGCCAUUCGAGGAGAUUUCCAAGAUUUGCAAGGAGUUUGGCCUCUGGAUGCAUAUCGAUGCAAGCUGGGGAGGCCCUGCUAUCUUCUCGUCGAAACAAAAGCAUAAGCUCAAUGGCGCCCAUCUAGCCGAUUCAUUGACAGUGAACCCUCAUAAGAUGAUGAACGUUCCUGUCACAUGCUCAUUCCUCCUCGGACCAGAUAUGAACAUUUUCAACAGGGCCAACCGCACCGCCGCAGGCUAUUUGUUCCAUACCAGCGAUGGCGAUGAUAUCUGGGAUCUUGCAGAUCUAACCCUGCAGUGCGGUCGCCGCGGUGACAGUCUUAAGCUUGCUUUGGCCUGGAUAUACUAUGGUGCUGCAGGUUUUGAGAAGCAGAUCGACCACGCCUUCGAGCAGGCUGGAUACCUUGCCAGUCUCAUCAAACAGAGUGACAAUUUUGUGCUUGUAUCGCAGGACCCUCCCCCUUGUUUGCAAGUUUGCUUCUAUUACUCCCCCGAGAGAAAUCUGUCUCAUAACAAAGAGGAGAACACGCUCCGAACCAAGACUAUGGUUGAGAAGAUGAUCCUCAGAGGCUACAUGGUUGAUUAUGCCCCUGGUCCAAAUGGCAGCUUCUUCCGUGUUGUGGUCAACUGCCAAACUCUGCCAGGGACAGUCGAGGGCCUUGUUAAGGCUCUUGAGGAAGUUGGACGGCAAUAG